GAUUAUGAUAUUGGUUGCAGGGUUGGGGUCAAUUCCAUUUAAAUUCCAGUCAAUUCAGAAAGUAAACCGAAUUCCAAUUCCAAUUAAUCAAUUUCCUCAUUGAAAAGCACUGACAAAAAUAUUCAUGCACUUUUCUCUCGCAUUUCAGUACAAAACACACAAAAUUGAGAAUCGAAAAACUGGAAUCUAUUACCCGUUUGUCUUCAAUGAUGUCAUGGGUUUUGAGAAACAGAGUGGCAAAGGAGUGAAUGAAGAUGACCUCAUCAAAGCACUGACAGGACAUGUAAAAGAGGGUCACAAGGUAAAAUAUCUCCAACACAACAGCACUGCAUGCUCAUUAGUAUGUGAAAGAGAUUUUGUGAGGGAAUUAUUAAAUUCCUGCCAUUGUUUACAUGCUGGAACUCAAUAUGAACUCACAAUGAUGUCUUGUUCUUGUACUUUGUCUAAUUCUGUCUAGUUCAAUCCGAUUCAUCCACUGACCGAAGGCGAUUUGGGCUACAAUAAAUCCCCCAGUCCAAGUGACAGAGCCCACUGCCUGGUCAGUCUGAUUCCAGCAGAUAAGAUUGCGCUCAUGGAUGAUGAUGUCAUCAAGAAGAUGAGGGCCAUUAGAGUAAAGGCCAGUGAAUUGGGUAAGUGGAGAAAUACAUUAUUGAGCACUAUUACUGUAGUCACCGAUAUUUAAGAUAAAAUAUAUACUGUAGCGACCCUGGUUUAUAAGCGCGGAUAUCGACUCUGCCACUUGAGCAUGCUUUCUUGGCAGAGUCGAUGGCACGCUGGGCUUCUGGCCAGAAGGUUGAGGGUUCAAGCCGCACUCACUGCCUGUUUUAUUACAUUGGUGUCGGAUGUGAUCGGACCUCGCAUCCACGACAGUACGUAAGCUUGGCCAGUGAGCGCGUUCCUGGAAGACGUGUCCUGUGAGGUCUAGCGCGAGGAUGCGCUCUUUGAAAGGAGGGAGUUAUGUAGUGACCCUGGAUUAUAAACACAGAUAUCGACUCUUCUACUUGAGCACGCUUUUGUGGCAGAGUCGAUGGCACGCUGGGCUUCGGGCCAGAAGGUUUAAGGUUUCAGCCGCACUCCUUGCCUGUUUCAUUACAAUACUUUAUUGUCCUUUGUGCUCACAACCCAACCCCCUGAGACACACACACUCACACACACCCCAAUGGUCUAGAAGCAAUGGGUCAGUCACAGUACACAUAGGCAAAUACUUAUUAGAGACUCUUUUUCAGGAAUUCCCCAAAUGGUCAUCCUCACCAGGGCUGAUAUGGCUUGUCCAUUGGUGAAAGACAACUUGAGAAAUAUGUAUCUAAGCAAGUAUAUCAAGGAGAAGGUGAGACACUUUCUUGAACUUAAUAGGGUCAUAAUACUCCCAAAGUUAAAGGGAAAGUUCUGUAUUUUACAACUUUUACAACUUUUGUAACAGGCACCUGCAUGCCCCUACCACUCCAAUUGAUUUUUAGCUAGCGGUGGUAUGAGUUAACUGAAGCUUGUAGUGGCUGUUUAAAGAAAACCAAUGGAUUACAGUUCCUCCUUGCCCAUAAACUACUAAGGUUGAGGAACCAUCUACCUUAUGUUGUAAAAUACUGAACUUCCCCUUUAACUCACAUUGUAUGGUGAGCUGAAAUGUACAUGACUCAUAUUCAUUAUUUGAUCUCAAAUUCAAGUGACAAUAGAUUCUAGCAACAACAAAAACAAUUACAUCACUAUCCAAACAUUGACAACACAGUCCCAAUACUUUUGGAAGGCACGUGUGUAUGUGUAUAUUAAACUAAUUUUAUGUUUUUGUUGAAGAUGGAGAAAUGCAGUAUAAGGCUGGGUGUCCCAGUGAACUGCAUCCUUCCUGUGAGGAACUACCAUGAGGAAAUCGACUUGGACAACGAGAUGGAUGUGAUGCUAUUGAGAGCACUGAAGCAGAUGGUCAACUUUGGAGACGAUUUCCUAAAGGAGAUGGAACAAUCUUAAACAAAACUUGUGCCUAAGCUAUCGACACCAUCUGUGUGCAGCAUGCCCGACAUAGUAUAACAUGUAUUGUGGUCUCAGCCAUAGUUGAAAAUGGCAGAAACAGCUGCCCAUUGAUAUAGUGUGAUAGAAUGAAAUGCGCCUUAAUAAUAACAAAAUAAUAAUACAGCAUCAUCAUGUGUACCAGUAAGCAAUAUGCUAUUAAUUUAUCUAAAUGUUGAUAAUACGAUCUGUGUUCUCUAUUGAUGUCUGUUUGAUCUGAGUUUGAUUGGUUAUACCUAGAAAUUCCUAAAGGCGCAUGCCAUGUUUGUUUUGUGAAAAUACUUAUUACAGGUGACUUGAAGCCGAAUCAUUUGAAUCAAGGACCAUUUGUCACGAGAAUUUCUAUCUCUAAUUAAUCAAACUUAAU
Messenger RNA from Coregonus sp. 'balchen', 2365 nucleotides. The record is from the annotation of a GenBank genome assembly. NCBI's taxonomy places the organism in Eukaryota, Metazoa, Chordata, Actinopteri, Salmoniformes, Salmonidae.